AUGAUGAACUGCAUCACGGACUUCUUCACCUACGAGACAACCAAGUCUGUGGUGGUAAAAAGUUGGACCAUUGGCAUCAUUAACCGGGUCGUUCAGCUCCUUAUCAUCACAUAUUUUAUCGGAUGGGUGUUUCUGCAUGAAAAAGCAUAUCAGGAGAGAGACACAGCAAUAGAGUCAUCGGUCAUGACCAAAGUGAAGGGCUUUGGCGUGUAUAAUAAUCGAGUUAUGGAUGUGGCAGACUAUGUCACUCCCACGCAGGGCGCCUCGGUAUUUUGUAUCAUCACAAAGCUGAUCACCACCGAAAACCAGGUCCAGGGUAAAUGUCCAGAGAGUGAAAAAAAGUUUGAAUGUAAGGAGGACAGUGACUGUGAGGUACACAAAGCAAAACCCGGAGGAGGAAAUGGUUUGAUCACGGGUCGGUGCGUGAACUUCACAAACACCACAAAAACCUGCGAGAUCAAUGGGUGGUGCCCAGCAGAGGUAGACUACAUCAAAACAGAUCCUAUGAUGGAAGUGGAGAACUUCACCAUAUUCAUUAAGAACAGCAUUCGUUUUCCCCGCUUUAACUUCACCAAGGGUAACUUUUUACCUAACAUCACCAGCACCUACAUAAAGAAGUGUAAUUUUGAUUGGGUGAACAACACCUACUGUCCAAUAUUUAAAGUGGGAGACGUAGUCCGAUUUGCUCACCAAAACUUCACCACCUUGGCCAACAAAGGAGGAGUGAUAGGCAUAAAGAUAACAUGGAAUUGUGAUCUGGAUAAAUCAGAGGAAAACUGUAAUCCUGCGUAUUCGUUCACACGACUCGACGCAAUGUCUGAGAAAAACAGCGUGUCUACAGGUUACAACUUCAGGCAUGCUAAGUAUUACAAGAUGGACAAUGGGACAGAGUAUCGCACACUGCUGAAAGCCUACGCUAUCAGGUUCGACGUGUUGGUAAAUGGCAAUGCCGGGAAGUUCGAUAUGAUUCCCACACUGAUCAACAUGGUGGCUGCUUUCACAUCAGUGGGUGUGGGAACGGUGCUAUGUGACAUCAUUCUUCUGAAUUUUCUGAAAGGAGCUGACCAAUACAAAGCUAAGAAAUUCGAGGAGAUAUCGGACAAACAAAUCGAGAGAACCUCCUCCUACACUAGUCCAAUGUACAGGACAAGAAGCCAGUUGUCACUGAAACCUGAAAUCAAAUAUUCAAAUGACUCAGGAGCCUUUUCGCUAGAACAGUACGGUUAA
Molecule: messenger RNA, 1227 nt
Organism: Chanos chanos (milkfish)
Lineage: Eukaryota; Metazoa; Chordata; Actinopteri; Gonorynchiformes; Chanidae
Gene: p2rx3b
Product: purinergic receptor P2X, ligand-gated ion channel, 3b
Exons: 12
Coding region: 1-1227 (408 amino acids)
Biological process (GO): response to ATP; calcium ion transmembrane transport
Cellular component (GO): plasma membrane
Molecular function (GO): purinergic nucleotide receptor activity; ATP binding; extracellularly ATP-gated monoatomic cation channel activity
Source: RefSeq, a predicted model, not a curated record